This is a messenger RNA of Glycine soja, 1420 nucleotides long. Its product is annotated as transcription factor RAX2-like. The transcript has 3 exons. NCBI's taxonomy places the organism in Eukaryota, Viridiplantae, Streptophyta, Magnoliopsida, Fabales, Fabaceae. The record is from RefSeq and is a predicted model, not a curated record. The coding region runs from base 103 to 1050 and encodes 315 amino acids.
CUACACACCAAAACUUCAUUCAGAUUAGAAAGUGAGAGUUUGGAUUCUCAAAGACAGAUAUUGAGAUUUUGCACAGAGAGAGAGAGAGAGAGAGAGAGAGAGAUGGGAAGAGCUCCAUGUUGUGACAAGGCAAGUGUUAAGAGAGGGCCAUGGUCCCCAGAAGAAGACACAAAGCUGAAGGAGUACAUAGAGAAGCAUGGAACUGGAGGGAAUUGGAUUGCUCUUCCUCAGAAAGCUGGACUUAAGAGAUGUGGAAAAAGUUGUAGAUUGAGAUGGCUCAACUAUCUCAGGCCCAACAUUAAGCAUGGAGAUUUCUCAGAUGAGGAAGACAGAAUAAUUUGCAGCCUUUAUGUUAAUAUUGGAAGCAGGUGGUCAAUUAUAGCUGCUCAGUUACCAGGAAGGACAGACAAUGAUAUUAAGAACUACUGGAACACCAAGUUGAAGAAAAAGCUCAUGGGUUUGCUUCCUCUUUCUCAUCACAGAAAACAACCUUCAUUUCCAUCCUCUACCCUUCAAAACUCUCCACCCUCUCCUUCAUCUGACCAACUUUACGGAGAGUACUGCACCUACACCCCCUUAACAACCACAUCUUUCACAAGUAAUAUUGAACCCUUUUCCCUCCCUUCAAGUAACUACGCAAGCACAAGUACAACCUCAGUUUCUCACUCCUUUUACCAGAACCAAGACUCCAUGCAACAAUGCUAUCACCCUACGAGAGACAACAACAUGCUCAUGUUUGGAAGCGAAGGAAGUUGCAGUACUUCCUCUGACGGAAGCUGCACUCAAGGCAGAGAAAUUAUCAAGCAAGAAGAAAUUGGUUACCACAGCUACAAUAAUGAUUAUAACUUUAUGCUUAAUCACAGCAACAAUAUUAAUGAUGGAGAAAAGUCAUGUUUUGGUGAGUGGUUUAGCCAAACACUACUAACACCGUUGGAUUAUGAUCUUGAGGAUAUUAAGCAAUUGAUUAGUAGCAGCAGUAGCACUGCUAGCUUCAAUAAUGUUGAUGAAAACAAGACAGAAGAGAAGGCCAUGUACUACUACUACUACUAGUGCCUGCAAACUGAUGAUGAUGACUGAAUCUGACUACUGGUAAAAGAUAUGAUGAUGGAGAAAGGGUAUGUUAAGUUGGUGUGGCAAAGAUUCAGAAAAAAAAAAAUUGAUGAGAUCUUCUGGGGUUCUGCGUUCUCUGAUGAAACAUUUCUUGUUUUGACAGUACAUGGUAAAAGCUUCUCUUAUAUUUUGUGCAUAUCUUCUCGGAAUGGGUGAUGAUGAUGAGCACAACGAUAAAGAAGAAAAAGAAGAUGUUGUUAGAUUUUUUUUUUGUUAAGUAUUCUCUCCUAAUCAGAUAUUAAUGUUGUGAAAAAACACUCAAUGAUCAAUUCAAAUUAUUUUAUAUCAGAGAUUAUAAUUAUAUAUAUAA